AUGAAGUUCGUACUCAAUCUUGCUUGGCUAUCACUCGCUACGUGUGCCACAAUCCGUAGCCCCCAACCCGUCUCAUAUGAUGGCUACCAGGUCCACCGCCUCCGGUAUACUGGGUCUCAGUAUGCGUCAACAAAGCGGGCGCUUGCCUCCAUUCCUCACGAGACCUUGAAUGAAGUUCGUGGAACUUGGGAUGUUCUCAUUGCACCCGAGCAAUUGGACGCCUUCAAUGCACUGGGGCUCAAAACUCGAACUCUGCACGAGAACCUAGCCGAUUCUAUUGCCCGAGAGUCUUAUGUCAAGAAGGCCUGGAAGAGGCAAUCGAAUGGGUCCGAAGAUGCGUGGUUUGAUAGCUACCAUCCAUAUGAAGACCACAUUAGCUGGUGGCGCGAUUUGCAGGAGUCGUUUCCAGAGCACUCAAACUGGACGAGCACUGGAACAUCUUAUGAAGGACGCGACAUGUUCGGCGUUCAUCUCUGGGGAGCUGGUGGUCCCGGAAAGCCUGCAGUCAUCUACCACGGUACUGUACAUGCCCGUGAGUGGAUCACUGCACCGGUCAUCGAAUAUAUCGCGAAGCAGCUAGUCGACGGAUACAAGGCAGGUGACAACGACACGCAAGCCGUCUUGGACAACUACGACUUCUAUAUGUUUCCAUUCGUCAAUCCUGAUGGAUUCGUCUUCUCCCAAACUGACAACCGCUUGUGGCGCAAGAACCGUCAGCCACCACCAGAAAACGCUGCCAACCAGACGUGCUUUGGUCGUGAUGUGAACCGAAACUGGGAGACGAACUGGGAUGCUGACCCACGCGGAGCUUCGCCAGACCCAUGCUCGCAAACCUACAGGGGAGAAGCGCCCCGCGAUACGCCUGAGAAUCAGGGCAUGGACAACCUGAUUCGCAAGAUACGCGAUGAGCAAGGCAUCAAGCUUUACAUCGACUGGCAUAGCUACUCUCAACUUAUACUGUACCCGUUCGGUCACAAAGAAACCCUGUACGCACCAGAACUCGGUAUGUGGACUAAAGCUGCUGCUUUGAUGAGCGAUACCAUCCGCUACUACUCGACCAAUGCAACUACAGAGCCGUACAUAAGCUCAAGCAACGUUAACUCACCCGCUAGAGAUGACUGCAUUGACCAGAUCCUGGAUGGUGAAGCCACUACCCCCAGCAGCAAACCUUCUCAAGAGUCAGCAUUGAUGGAAGAGCCACAUACACCCAUGAAGGAGCGCAAUCCAGUGCUCUGGCAUGGUUUGCCCUCUCCAAACACCCCUACCUUCCGCAGUGAUAUGCACUCUACACCGUCGGCUGGCUGCGCGGAAGAAGAGCUGGUUUGGCAAACCACUCGAGAACAAACUAAGGACGCUGUCGAUCAGCCCUCCCUACUGAUUCAGCAUUGCUCCGAUACGGGUAAGAAGGAAGCCGAAGAUGUCAACACUGCACGUUCGCCAGCAGUUGAGGAUGCUGCUCAAAAUGAUGCAAUACUCGCUCGUGAGCUCGAACGCUCGAUUAAUCCAACAAAAGCUCGCCGGAGUACUAGACUGCGUACGCAGGCGAAACCAAUCUACACUGUCCAGCUACCGGCUACAGACCCAAAGACUGCUCGGAAAUCACCAUCUUCACCAGCGACACCCGAUCGUGACAAGCAUGCUGAUUUCAGUAUUGUACCUAUCGAGAGUGAUCCGGUUCCCUUCGAGGGGCUACCGACCGUCCAUUCUCUCUCUUGGCAACUACAGUAUCCUCCAGGAGGAAGCACACAUCCCUCAUAUCCAUACCCGACAAUGGACCCGCGUCUCCUCUUCCACCAAGCGUUCGUUCCUGUCGUCGGUGGCCUCCCCGACUUCACACUUGUCCCCAAACUCGUACUUCCCAUGGGAUGGAAGCAUGUCUCUUGGUCCGGACUUCUUCCAAUAGCUUUUGAUCCGUACCGUCAAGCAUUUAAGCUGACUCCUGUUGGAGCAAUACCGCUUACCUGUGAGGAACUUCAGCAGCAAGGAUUACAAAAGUACGUACCAGGUGGCGAGCUGCACCCUGAGUUCGGCUUAUUGCCCGAGAUGCUCAAGCUGAGUGACGGAAGCGACGCUGAGCGCGAAGCGCAGGACUGUCCGAACAAAGUUUUCGACGUCAGUGACGCCUGGCGUUGGCUAUCAGAAAAAGAGACCAACCAUACCGCUGACUUCAUCCCCACGCCAGAGAAGAAAUGGCACGGAAGCGGAGCAUUUCGUUCAACGCGCAAGCUAAAGUCGCCUAUCCCCGAGCUCAUGAUGCUUUCUAUGCUGUCAGACCCUACUACACCAAACAUCGAACUCAAUCCGCUACUUCAGAACCAAGACUCUACGAAAGACAAGAACCAGUUCUGCCCAUUCAAAAGUGUUGCAACACCUUGCACUCAUUACUAUUGGGGUCACGCAGCGGAGCGCAUGGCAAAGGCUGGCGUUACGGGGAGUAUGAUACGGGAAUUCCUUAUCAUGACGCGAGGGCUUCAAGGCGAUGAGGUGAUGAAGUCAGGUAGUAUCUCAUGUGCUGCUAUGGCCGCAAGGAAGAGGGACUGCGUCAAGCUCGAGGAGGUUGAAGAAAUGGACAUCGACGAAGUCGGCAAAGACACACCUACACCUUCACCUGCUCUCAAAUCCUCAGUCAUCGACAUGACCACGAACCAUACGGCUGAAGGAUGGGUCUACGAUGUUUGGGAGAAGAUCGAUUACCCACUUCUCGCCCUCGCCCACGGCUUACAGUCGUUGCCUACUGGCCCGGACGCCGGACCACUGACAGCACUCAUACUCUGGUGCAGAGAGAAAGGUCAGUACCGAGCUCUGCUAAGCGAAGUAUCUACGCUGCUCCGAGCAGCAGAUAUUGAACCGCUUAUCGAAUCUGGUGACGAUGGAUGUCCGGACAGAGAGUUCGCAGGCAGGCAUGCUGCAUCGUUGAAGAAGGAUAGGUUGAGGGUAGUUCGGGACGCUGGUGUUAACAAGAGGGCACUUAGUGGAGGU
Alternaria burnsii is the source of this 2979-nucleotide messenger RNA. RefSeq lists its product as uncharacterized. Gene Ontology annotation, biological process: proteolysis. NCBI's taxonomy places the organism in Eukaryota, Fungi, Ascomycota, Dothideomycetes, Pleosporales, Pleosporaceae. The record is from RefSeq and is a predicted model, not a curated record. Gene Ontology annotation, molecular function: zinc ion binding; metallocarboxypeptidase activity. The transcript is spliced from 10 exons. The annotation marks the transcript as partial.